Gigantopelta aegis is the source of this 3148-nucleotide messenger RNA. RefSeq names its product Krueppel-like factor 5. Gene Ontology annotation, molecular function: DNA-binding transcription factor activity, RNA polymerase II-specific; RNA polymerase II cis-regulatory region sequence-specific DNA binding. NCBI's taxonomy places the organism in Eukaryota, Metazoa, Mollusca, Gastropoda, Neomphalida, Peltospiridae. The record is from RefSeq and is a predicted model, not a curated record. The transcript is spliced from 2 exons. Bases 80 to 1324 code for a protein of 414 amino acids. Gene Ontology annotation, biological process: regulation of transcription by RNA polymerase II.
UAUUCAGAAACAAAUCGGUUCAAGGAAUUGCCUGUUGCAUGAGAGUAUUUAGUAAAAGUUUGGAAACUGUUGCAGAAUAAUGACACAAGUUUUGGAUCCGAUGUUAGACAGUCAGUCGAAAUUCACUUCAACAUCAAUAUCAAAGUUUGAUGACAGCAUGGAGAAUACGUGGCAAGACUUCGAGCCUCUGCUGUACUGCGACAACACUCCGUACGAGAGCAGCAUGGUGCAGAUGAUGGCUGAUGCAAUGAGAGCCAGCCCGGAGGUCGCAAACAUCCCAUCGCCAGGCAUGCCGGUCUCCCCCAGUGGAAGUACAGGCACCAACAUCUCCAGCCCGGGCAGCAGCCCCAGCUACUCGGCCGGCAUGAAGUCCCCAGGGCAGAUGUCGCCAGGCAACCAGCAGUUGUCGCCAAUGUCCCAGGAGCAGUACGACGAACUGCUCGACUUGGAUUUUAUUCUUAACAACACCUCGGAAGCCAAUCUGUAUCCCGAGGACACUGGGAUGAAAAUCAAACAGGAGCCCAUUACUGCUCCCGAACCACUGCCAGAUUUCCAUUCCGCAUUUUUGGAUAUUCCAGACAUCAAAUUCGACAGCAGUGUCCAGGACAUUCAGUCGUCGCUGCACGAUCCUAGCCUCACCGCAAUGAACAUUGAACACGCUGAGCGUUUCAACAAGCGGCCCGUGGAUUGCAAGACUGUGAUUCCCAAACAAGAGUUCCCGAUUGCUCAGCACCCGUGCGCCACGUUUGGAGCGAUGACACUCAUUCCUGCUGCACAACAGAUGCCCUUCAGUCUUGCCGGUCAGAUCUCGCCACCGUCGUCCCCAGACGGCGACCACCACCACAUGAAAUGCCACCCCAUGACCAUGUUCCAGAACCACCACCACCACCACCAGGCCAUGAUGUUGCCACAGCACAUCCUGCCCAAGAUGGGCCAGAUGCCUCCGCACCAGAUGAUAACGCCGCCAUCCUCACCACAGCUUGUCGAUCUGCUGCUCCCACAGCCGACCCUUGAUGCACAGCCCAAGAAGAGGGGUCGACGGACGUGGGGGAGGAAACGCCAGACCAGCCACACCUGUACUCAUCCAGGGUGUCUGAAGACCUACACCAAGAGCUCCCACCUGAAGGCUCACCUGAGAACGCAUACAGGGGAGAAGCCUUACCACUGCACGUGGAAAGGGUGCGGGUGGAAAUUCGCGCGCUCUGACGAACUCACUCGCCAUUACCGAAAACACACGGGCGACCGACCAUUCCAGUGCCACCUCUGCGAGCGUGCGUUCUCCAGAAGCGACCACUUGUCCCUUCACAUGAAGCGCCACAUAUGAACAUUCUGAAAAGACUCAUGGUGCAGGACCAAGUUCAUUGACUGAACAUUAAAUGCGGUUGCAUAAAUAUGCAAAGAGUAACAUGGUGGGGCCUAAUCUUUGUGUAACCACCCCCAGUGACGUAUAUACCGGACUUGGAUGAGCUAUGUUUUCAAGCUUUGACAUUUUACAAUGUAAAAACGACUAUAAGCUGUGCUUAUUAAGGUGGUGUUUUAUUGAACGUUCCGGUGUCAUUGGGGUUAUUUUUUGGUAUUCUAUGUUGCCGUUAAGGGGCUUUCCAACGAAGUCUUGAAAUAGGUCAUAUGCCCAGUUGGGGCGACCAUUUAUGCAAUAUAUUUCGGCUGGUUUCCGAUUUUUCGACGGCUGGUUCCGUGUUAAGUUUGGUGCCAAAUCUGCAUUAACAAAAUUCUCCCUUGAUCGAUAGGCCCCCCUGCUUGGGCUCUUCGAGUCUACAAGCUAGGGGGCCGAAGAGGUGAAAUUGAAAUGCUCCCAUACUCGAUUCUUCCGUUUAUACAUGUAUUCGUUUUUUUUUGGUUUUAUGUUGCAUUUAUAUAUUAGAAAAAGAAACCUUUGGUCGGUGACACUUUUGUCUCAAACUGAGUUUGAAUUUUUUGGGCCAAACCAUUUUAGUACUGCCUGGUUGCAGAUGUGUUUUGUUGCUUAGUGACGUUGCUUAACCCAAUCACUAUAGUCGUUUAAUGUAUUCUAUGUCCUAUCGCUAUGGUCUACUUCGUUAUUGCUUACCUCCCUUACCAAGAUACUUUCGUUCAUUCAAAACUCGGUUUCUUUGUCUUGUAAACGUUCUUUUUUUCUUUUCGUUUUCUGCCCCGAUUUUAUGUUGUGGUUUUUUGGCGUUCAAUAUAUAUAUUAUUUUAAGAAGUGUUAAAGGUGCAAUUAAAAAUAUAACAACGGGGUUUAUCAAGCUAGUAGGAGUAUAUACACAAUUAAAAAAAAAAAAAUGCUGUUUAUUUUGAACAAAAUUAAUCCUACUAUAUAUUUAAUUAAUUGUUGACCAUACAGUUAUCUAUAUAUUAUUAAAUUAGUUUUGUUAAAAUUUAUUGAUAUUAUAUAUAUAUAUUUAAUGUCUACUUAAACAGAUAAAAUAUUAUGUUUAACUUUGAUAUUAGUAUAUUUAUAGAUAUAUAGAUAUUUAUAAAAAAAACCCAGACAACUGAAAACCCAUUGUGAUAUUCGUUUUCAGAAAAUAUAUUAUAUAAAUAUCUUUAUAAAACAUUGAUUAGCUUGAUAAACCACCUGUGAAACUGCUUGUGUUCAACUUACACUCGACUCUUGUUUACGUUUUCAAUUUUAACAAUGUGGUGCUGUGACCGAAUUAUACAUUCGUUGAGUUUGCCUAACAACAUUUUAAUAUCGUUAUUCUCCCCUCUAAUGUCGUCAAAUUGGCGUUGCUGCUCUUGUUACAAAGUGAAAAGAGCAAUAUCUUGUUAAGAUGGAAAUUGAAAAUCGGAAAUACUUUCAUAAACGUUACUUAAGUUUAUUUUAGAAUUCAAAUUUCUAAUGAAACCAAACCAAAACGUUAAGUGUAUUGUGUAUAUAAUUGUCAAGAUAUCCAUAGCGAACAUGGUAUCGGUGCUUGUUAGUGGUGGGUUUUCGAGAAUUAAUCGGAAAGAAAAAUAUAUCGUUAAUUAUAAAAUAUUUUUAUAAGUGCUAAAAAACCCUAGUCUGUUUUAUUGUGCCAUAUGAAUGAUACAACACACAUUAUAUAUUAUAUAUGUACAUAUAUAGUGCUCGUUGCCUAUGCUACAUCUUUCAUCAAAGGACAUUGUUAUUUCUCAUACAGAAUAAACAUUAUUUAUUUUUUAA